Messenger RNA from Lingula anatina, 2064 nucleotides. RefSeq lists its product as uncharacterized. The record is from RefSeq and is a predicted model, not a curated record. NCBI's taxonomy places the organism in Eukaryota, Metazoa, Brachiopoda, Lingulata, Lingulida, Lingulidae.
UCGGGGUUUUUGAAUGUUGACAUCAGUGAAACUUUUCUGUGUUAAAGCGUGCACAGCCGAGGACGCCGAAAAAGUUGACAUAAUUUGAAGAUCUCAUAUUCGCGAUAGUUUUGUUUUUUCAGUAACAGCCAGUCAGGGUUGUCUUUUUGCGGGACGAAUAGUGGUGGACCAUUCUGUUAUUUUUGCAAGCGGCCGCUCGAUCACUUGAAAUGGCGACCUCAAUUUUCUCAACCAUUCCUUUGUUGUUUUGUGCGGUGAUCAUCAGUUCUUCGAUAGCAUUCCGUCUUGACAGACUAGCAUCUUUACGUCUACCUGUAAAAGAAUCCAUUGCGAUACCGCUACCGUCGCCAUCAUGCCCAGCUGGACAAGUCCAAGAACAGACGUCCUAUCUUCAUUACCCACAACAAACCUACAGCACCGCAUUCUGUAACUCGGUGGCCGCAGAUGCUCAAAACGAAUGCGGUUAUCACUGCAAGAAAGUGUGUAGAGAUAACCAUGGAGCGUCUGCUACUGUGGCCAGUGUUACCCUGAACGCGUGCGUUCCGAGUAGUUCUGUGCCAGGAUUUUCUUCCGGCAUUCUUGUGAAGAUGGAUGUUUGCUGUUCUCCACCACCGCCUCCAUCUUGCCCAAGCGGACAGGUGCCAGAACAGACUUCUUACCUUCAUUACCCACAACAAACCCACAGCAUAGCAUUCUGUAACUCGGUGGCCGCAGAUGCACAAAAUGAAUGUGGUUUUCACUGCAAGAAAGUGUGUAGAGAUAACCACGGAGCGUCUGCUACUGUGGCCAGUGUAACUUUGAAUGCUUGCGUCCCAGGAAACUCUGUGCCAGGAUUUUCUUCCGGAACUCUUGUGAAGAUGGAUGUUUGCUGUUCUCCACCACCACCGCCAUCUUGCCCAAGCGGACAGGUGCCAGAACAGACGCCUUACCUUCAUUACCCACAACAAACCCACAGCACGGCAUUCUGUAACUCGGUGGCCGCAGAUGCUCAAAACGAAUGUGGUUUUCACUGCAAGAAAGUGUGUAGAGAUAACCAUGGAGCGUCUGCUGCUGUGGCCAGUGUUACUUUGAACGCGUGCGUUCCGAGUAAUUCUGUUCCAGGAUUUCCUACCGGAACUCUUGUGAAGAUGGAUGUUUGCUGUUUGCCACCAACUUGCCCAGCUGGACAAGUCCAAGAACAGACGCCUUACCUUCAUUAUCCACAACAAACCCACAGCACGGCAUUCUGUAACUCGGUGGCCGCAGAUGCACAAAAUGAAUGUGGUUUUCACUGCAAGAAAGUGUGUAGAGAUAACCAUGGAGCGUCUGCUACUGUUGCCAGUGUUACUUUGAACGCGUGCGUUCCGAGUAAUUCUGUGCCAGGAUUUUCUACCGGAACUCUUGUGAAGAUGGACGUUUGUUGUAACCCUUAAACUAAAGUUCCCAACCCGAGUGUUGACAGUGUUCUCCUUUGUAUUUGGAAGAACAUCGUAGAAACUGCACGUUGAGAAUAUAUGCUUUUUCAAUCAGUUCAUUUACUGCAUAAUUAGUUCUUUAUGCAUCCAUGCUGUAACAUUGCAUAAAAUAUUGAAAAUUGUUGGUAAAACUCUUCAUUGAGGGUUUGAUUGUUAUGAGCGUACUUUGUGAAACCCCCUUUAAGGCUCUUUAUUUGCUUACAUCCAUAAUCAGAGUAUUUUUACAGCUUUUUUCAAAACUUUGAAGUGUCUAAACAUACCCGUAUACCCGUCGAUUUUGAGAAAUAUGACUACCAGAAACAUUACUAAUCUUUUUUUUAUGAAUAUAAUACGUUUAACUUAUUUACAGUCAUUUAAAUAUUCAAAUAUGUUAGAAAUUUGUUGCGAUUGAAACUGUAACUUGCAAAAUGUCUCAUAGUUUUAUUCGAUAGAAAUAUAUCUUAAGUGGUAUUCAGGACUCGCCAAGAGGAUUAUGCACGAUUGAGAGAAUUUCGCGGUCUUUUUCUACGUUCUGUUUUUACACAUCUCUUUGUAGAUAUUCUCCAUUUCACUAAACACUGACAUUUUAUUAUCCAUGUGUACGAAAUAAAUGGAAUUUUCUUUUGUUUGU